Messenger RNA from Nematocida ausubeli, 807 nucleotides. RefSeq lists its product as uncharacterized. The record is from RefSeq and is a predicted model, not a curated record. The transcript has a single exon. Lineage: Eukaryota; Fungi; Microsporidia. Bases 1 to 807 code for a protein of 268 amino acids.
AUGGACAAUGAACAGAGAAGAGAAAAAGACAAACAAAAAUUAUUCUUAAUUAACGAAGAAAUAAAAAUCUUAGAAAAAGAAAAAGAAAUGGAUACGAAUUUUAUGAUAGAAAUCCAAGAUAAAAAAGAAAUUAAAAAAAGAAUAAAACAAAAAUCAAAAACAGUCUCAGUUAAUGAUAAAACAAAAAAUAACAGUAAAUUAAUUAAUAAUCAGGUGAUUAAUUCAUUAAAUUCAUUAAUUUUUGAAUUAAUUAAUUUACCGCUAGAAUAUAUUUUAAUUAACUCUAAUAAGAUGGUUCUGACAGAAGAAUGGAAGGUGUCCCAGCUGGAAAAGGAAGUGGUGAAGAAUCAAAAAUACGUUAUGGAUUUAAUUAGCAAAAAACUAUUCUUAGAGGAAAAAACUGUAGGGAUAUUUCCAAAUGUGGAAAUUGCCAAAAGAGGAAUAACAAAAAGCAAUCAAAUCAAAAGAAACACCCUGAAAGAGCUAAUUAGUAAAAUAUCCGGGAAACCAGAUUAUUUCCCAAUAAAGAGUAAUCAAAAUGUUCCUAUAAAACAAAACAACAACCAGGAUCCUGACCGUUAUAAAAAUAUUCUUAACUUAUUCUCAUUAAUGCGUGCGAAUAAGAGCAAAAUCCGUUAUAAAAUCCAAAGCAAAAAGUUUCAAAACCAAAAUCACUCUUCUCACAAUAUUUUCAUUGAGAAAAACAAAGACGGAAUACCUGAACUAAUUAAAUAUAAGAAUAAUAAGGCAUUAGUUAAUGAAGAGAAAAACAGAAAGCAAGGAAAAAAUAAUAAUAACACAGGAUAA